AUGCCAGGUUUCUAUAAGUGUUACGGAGAUGUUAUAAACUGCAUGGCGACGUGGGAAACUUACGGAUGGGAGCGCUUACUAAAGUUGUUGACCGUACUGUACAAAGACGAAACUAUAGGCGGGGCAAUAUUUAUGGCGGCUGCUUAUGAUUUGGUGGUGUCAUUCGUUGGCGAAGAAAAAGAUAAAGACAAUUUGUUCAAAGAAAUCCGCAAUCUGUGGGAUCAUGUUGUGCGUGAUGCAUGGUUUGAAAAGGAUAUGAUCAGCGAGAUCGAAGCCUUCCGGCUGUUAUAA
Messenger RNA from Cooperia oncophora, 291 nucleotides. The record is from the annotation of a GenBank genome assembly. NCBI's taxonomy places the organism in Eukaryota, Metazoa, Nematoda, Chromadorea, Rhabditida, Trichostrongylidae.